GCUGUGAAUACUGCUGCUCGGUGAACAGAUUCUUGGGUGAUUGUUUUCAGAGCCAGGAGAGUUCUUUCGACGCGAAUUGUAGUGUACGACUAUCAAGAGCGUGAUGAUUCUUGGAAGCUGCAAAUGACCUAGCGCUGAAGGAUCCGAUCAAAACACGUUUGAGUGAAGAACAGGCAGGAAGCUAGCUCCAGCAAAACAGGAAAAUUGAUCUAUUAUGGGUGCUGUGUUGCUCGCAACUCUGGAGCAGUUCACCACGAACUUGGGAAAGUUUAUGUUCCUGUGGGCGACUGUGGUUCUCCUGGGGGGAUUCGUGAACGAUCUGAAAACCUUGGACUUCUACUACGUCAUUCUCCUGCUCGUUAGCUAUGGCAUCAGGGGCUUCCGAUUUCUCAACUUGUCCCAAGGCUUAAAGAAACGAAAGGUGAAUUCCCGCCUGAUCCUACUCGUCAUCGCCCUCUUUCCCCUCAUCGCCCUCUUUGGCCCCUUGGGCGGCCCAGUAUUGUUCUUGCAAUGCCGCUGCUUCUCUUGCUGCUGCCUCUCAGAUUUUUGUACAAUGCUCGCUCCGGGCGCUCAUUCGUCAUCGUCUACAACAUGGCCUACAAUACUGAGAUCGUUCUGGCUCUCGUCAGCCUCAGAGCCACGAUCGUCUGGCUACCACAGCACCACAAUUAUCCAAAGUUCAACGAGCUCGUCGCAAUGAUCAGCUUCUCCUCGAUCGUCAUCGCCGAGUCGAGCUUGUUCCUGUGCAUCCACGGCUGCUGGGAGAUCAUAUCAGUGAGGUACAAGAAGGCGAAGAAGAACAGGGACCGACCGAGAUUUCUCCUGGAAACUAAGUCCAAGUUCUUCGUUGCCGUGUACGAGACGACGUUGAGAGAUGGAGCCAUCAAGGGGCUAAGGAUGAACUUGGUCGACUACGUCGCGAACGAGUUCUUGGAAUCGAGAGGCAACCGGGAGCUGAGGAAGAGCUUGCUGAUGCUGGAUGCGGUGUGCCACUGGGAAGAAGAAGAUCAGAGAAAGCAAAGUGGGAAGCUCCUCUUGGCAUCUAAGCGUCAAGUUGUGGAGCGGCUGUUCGAGUGCAUGAGCCACAAGUACUAUCUCAUCUACCGGCGAGCGGCGAUUUCUCUAGCGGCCGAGAUCUGCGAAGAUGAAAACGCCUUCUUAGCUGUGGCACACCUCGUCCAGGCCAGUGGUGAAGGCGUCUCGCUUCUGGUGAAAGCGCUGGAGCCGGAUACCAACAAGUCGGUGCUGGAGCUGCUAGGAAAGGUUGCGGCAUUUGGAGGGAUUGCCAAUGCCGAGCCGGGUGUGAUCGCGAACUUUGAUUUUGCUCGAGGGGAUACGCACAAGGAGUGGAAGGAUUCCCUGCGCUAUACCUUCAAUGGCGAUGGAGAUGAUCCAGCCAGGGUCGAUGUAGAGCCAGAGAUCCAGAUCUCCAGGCAGAAGAUCGCAGCGAAUUUGAGGACGCUACUCAGGAAGAAUCACGACUUGACAAGGUACCUCGCGAAUGCUCUCUUUUGUUCCUCCCAGGAGCUCCAGGAGCUAGCUCUAGACGCUCAUGGUGAUCUUCUCCCUGGCUACAAGAGCGUCAUCUAUGGAUUGUUCCACCUCCUCCGUACCUGCCAAGCUGAUCCACUAGGAAGCAAAGUGGCAGUAGUGCUGGAUCUUCUCUGCUGCAAGAAUCGCCAGUACCUGGAAACGCUACUCGAUGGAAGCGGCAGUAGCAGUGACGAUGUUAUAGCAGUUCUCAUGAGCGCGCUCUCCUUUGGUUUGGAUAAUCACGAUGGCGAGAGGAGCAAGCAUGCAAUGUCGAUUCUGUGCAGCCUCCACGACCAGAAGCUGUUGAGCAUGGAGCAGGAGAAAGCGCUGGACAUCGCAAAGAUCGUGGACAUGGUGACCACUAUGACGAGCUCAAGACCAAGUGACCAUGGCUUGACUGGGGAGAGCUCGACCACCCAACCCAUGGAAGGGAUCGAUCUGGCAUUAGAAGUAGCCGAGCUUUGAGGUUUAGCUGCGCGGCCAUCACAAUCCUCAUCAGCUGUUCCGACGGCAUCACGGAUUCACAAUCAACCAAGGUAGGAUUUGGCAGAUGAUCUCUUGGAGAAGAGCACGCCAGCGCUGCAUUGGCAAGACCCCCCAAAUUCCCCACAGAGGGAAACUAAACAGAUCAGGAUUCCAGAGAUGCCGCAACACAGCAUUUCAUUCUAAAUCUUGCUAAUUCAAAACCAAUAUAUUCCCAAUUGUUUGAAUCUUUGGCACGACUACAACUCCAGUCAAACACACAAGUCUAAGAGAAACGUCAAUGCAGAUUUAGA
This is a messenger RNA of Selaginella moellendorffii, 2309 nucleotides long. RefSeq lists its product as uncharacterized. The transcript has 2 exons. NCBI's taxonomy places the organism in Eukaryota, Viridiplantae, Streptophyta, Lycopodiopsida, Selaginellales, Selaginellaceae. Bases 511 to 1998 code for a protein of 495 amino acids. The record is from RefSeq and is a predicted model, not a curated record.